Bactrocera tryoni is the source of this 2032-nucleotide messenger RNA. It is a transcript of the gene Wee1, whose product is annotated as wee1-like protein kinase. Gene Ontology annotation, molecular function: non-membrane spanning protein tyrosine kinase activity; magnesium ion binding; ATP binding. Gene Ontology annotation, biological process: mitotic cell cycle; protein phosphorylation. Gene Ontology annotation, cellular component: nucleus. The transcript has 6 exons. Lineage: Eukaryota; Metazoa; Arthropoda; Insecta; Diptera; Tephritidae. The record is from RefSeq and is a predicted model, not a curated record. The coding region runs from base 128 to 1867 and encodes 579 amino acids.
UUUAACUAGACGAAUCUCGAAAAUUUCUUUAUUCAUUGAAUUUAUUGUGAUUAUUGUUUUUGCUGAAGUAUUUUUUUGCAGAAAGUAAAUACGACUUGUAUAACGGUUGUACAUUCGUAUCAAACAAAUGCUCGAAAUGGAAGCAUUUCGAAAGCUUCAACCCGAAAGGAAAAACGACGCGGAUAGUUCUCAGGAACAAAUUGAAUUAAACUCUAGCGUUGAGAUGCAUUCGCCUUCUCCUGUUUGUCAUAUUCAACCUCGGAAACUACGUUUUGCAUCACCACAAAUCCAUGAGGAACCACAGAAACGGUCAAGCCCAGUACAGACGCGCUCUUCAGCAAUUGCAGCUGUUUCGCCUCCUUACCGCAAAGUAAGAGCAUUAAGACUUUUCGACACCCCCGCCACACCGAAAACCAUUCUGCAAAAAUCGAGAAACCAUCUGUCUGCAGCGGUUGCAGCAGACGUUGCGCGAAAGAGCGAAAUAGAGGAACGACCACGAUCGCUACCAUUGCAUAGUCGAGUUUUAGAUAAUUUUCAACAGACCGCAAAUGUGAAUCCUUUUACCCCAGAUAGUUUUUUGGCUCGAAAUAAGAAGCGAUGCCGAACUCAAUUUGGUAGAGACAAUUUAAGCAAUCAAUCACUACAGAUAUUUUUAAACACAGAGGCAGAAAAUAUAGAAGGUGGCGAAGAAGAUGGCAAUGUGGAAGUACUACAAGCUCCAAAAAGACUAGCUUUGCAAGACACAAACAUUAGCCGUUAUCAAAAAGAGUUCUUAGAAAUAUCUCUGAUUGGGAUUGGAGAGUUCGGAUUAGUUUAUCAGUGUCUUAAUCGUUUGGACGGUUGUAUAUAUGCCAUUAAGAAAAGCAUAAAGCCGGUGGCAGGCAGUUUUUUCGAAAAGCGGGCUCUGAACGAAGUGUGGGCACAUGCGGUAUUAGGUAAACAUGACAACGUUGUCCGCUAUUACUCUGCGUGGGCGGAAGAUAAUCAUAUGCUUAUACAGAAUGAAUAUUGCAACGGCGGCAGUUUACAAUCUCUUAUACAAAAACGUUUUCUCGUUGAAUCUGAAUUGAAAAUUUUAUUACUUCAUGUGGCAGAAGGAUUACGAUAUAUACACUCAAAUGAUUUGGUGCAUAUGGACUUGAAAUCAGGCAAUAUUUUUCUAACGAAAAUGCCGUCGCUACAUAAGUCCAGUUCAACACCGCUGACAAAAGAAUACUAUGAAGAUGGCAUGGAUGGUAUAUAUGAAGAACUUAGUAACACAGAGUGUAUUACAACAUAUAAAAUUGGUGAUCUUGGACAUGUGACAUCGGUAAAAGAACCACACGUUGAAGAAGGCGAUUGUCGUUAUUUACCAUUUGAAAUACUACAGGAAGAUUUUAGUAACCUGUUUAAAGCAGAUAUAUUUUCACUUGGUAUGACACUGUUUGAAGCAGCCGGUGGGGGACCACUGCCGAAAAAUGGACCUGAAUGGCAGAACUUGCGUAACGGAGAAGUUCCAAAUAUAUCAACAUUAAGUCCAGAAUUUAAUGAACUCAUCAAACUUAUGACACAUCCCGAUCCGGAAAAGCGCCCUUCAUCAACAUCCAUAUUUAAUCAUCCUAUAUUGAGCUCAUUGGAAUCAAAGACGAAAUCGCAACUUAACCAAGAGUUGACUAUUGAAAAACGAAAGAAUGAAAUUUUACUACGCAAGUUACGCGAAGCUAGAAAACUACUCAAGCAGUAUGAACAAAAUGGAGCAAAUCAAACGCCACCCGCUUCUUUGGAACAGCGUUGUUUGCGCUCAUAUUCGCGCAAAAAACGUACACCAUGCAUCAGUUCUAAAUUGGAUGGUCUGCGCGACCGCAACAAAAUGUUAUUAACAAGUUAAAUUAUUGAAUUGAGUAACUGAGUACUGUCAAUAGUAUUAAUUGCAGAAGUUAUACAAACGAAUUUUACCCAUUGUCCUUAUUUUAUUUUUUAACUAUAAACAGACUGUAAAUAAGAAAAUAUAUAAUAUAUAUGUAUGUACGCCAACUGUACGGAUAUAGCUUUA